Trichophyton benhamiae CBS 112371 is the source of this 2751-nucleotide messenger RNA. RefSeq lists its product as uncharacterized. Lineage: Eukaryota; Fungi; Ascomycota; Eurotiomycetes; Onygenales; Arthrodermataceae. The transcript has 4 exons. The coding region runs from base 1 to 2751 and encodes 916 amino acids. The record is from RefSeq and is a predicted model, not a curated record.
AUGGCAGUGGAUAAGCCAGAAACAACCCAGGGAUCAAUAGAGAUGGAAGUUUCCCCUGCAACAACUUCCCCUGAUCCCCCGCCAGUGCCCCAACACGACGAAGAACGCAACCCUUUACCAACCGAUUCGAUGGUAACCGUGCCACUUUCAGACAUACAGAGGGGCUCUGGGAUCUCGGGAGAAGGGCCCAUGUUGCCAGAUGCAGUAUACUGUCCAGAAACCGCCGUUCCUGUUGGCCUUGGGCUAGAGAGUCCAGAUGAAACGCAGCAUGAUGGAGAAGAGGAUGCUGAAGAGCUCGAGACUGCUUCAGAACUACAGGCCGAAGAGACACCCUCUAGGGCUCCCUCUAGGGCUCCAUCAGUCGCAUCUAGCAAGGCUGAAAGCAUCGGUGGGAGCAGUAAAUCCGACAUGGAUGAUGGUCGAAGUGUUGACUGGGCCGGCUUGGAGGAGAGCGAAGUCAACCAGUCAAAGGCAUCGGGAGACGAUGUGAUGAAGGCACCCCAAGGCUGCUUUGAAGAAGCCAUUGAAGACUGUAAUGAUUGCCUUGCUGACCGGGAAGCCGAACAGUCGACAACAUUGCUCCUAGCACGAUUAGAACAGGAAAACAACGCUUUAGCAACAGACCCAAAGUCUGCUUCGGCAAAAAAGGCAUCCGUCCGCAACUCGAGGCCGCCAUCCAUCCAAAAACUCAAAGAUCUCGUUAAUGACCCUAGAUCUUCGCUCCGGUAUUCCCAACUGCCUGCUCCCCAGAUGACCGAGCUUGAGUUCUGGGCUGCUCUUGUUGCCGACUAUCCUCGUACCGCCCAGCGGCUCCCCACUCUUACAUCCCAUAAAAUCCGAGGGGGUGUCCCGCCUCCGCUUAGAGGGGUCGUGUGGCCGAGCAUUGCUGGAGCUCGAGAUUCUCACCUCCACGACGAGUACGAAAAGCUGUGUGGUGAGACAAGUCCCUACGAGGGUCUUAUCGGCAAGGAUAUUGGACGAAGCUUCCCCAACGUAGAGAUGUUUCGAGAUCCGCUCGGAGAAGGCCAGCAGAUACUGAUGGACCAUUAUGACUUGCGAUCUUGUUUCCUGCCGACUUUAUCUGGCCUCCACCUCCGUAUCUACCAAUUCCAGUCAUUACUCUCACAUCACGCACCGGAGCUAUAUGCUCACCUUGAUUCACUCAAAAUUGAGCCAGUUUAUGUAUCACAAUGGUUCUUGUCGUUCUUUGCUGUUACCUGUCCCCUUCCCAUGCUUCUGCGUAUAUAUGAUGUUCUUUUGCUUGAAGGAGCCUGCGAGACGUUGAUGCGUGUUGCCUUGUCUCUUAUGCAGCGGAAUCAGCACAGAAUUAUGGCCUGCACGGAAUUCGAAGACGCCAUGCAACUGUUGCUAUCAAGAAGCCUAUGGGAUCCGUAUGCCUGCAAUGCUGAUGAUCUUGUUACGGACUUUGUGUCACUCACCUCCCUGGUCACUCACGAAAGCUUGCACGCUCUCGAAGUGAAAUACCAGGAAGCCCAAGGUACUGCACAAAGUGUGUCACUGCCUCAGCUUCAAGCUAUUGCUUCCCGAUUCCUAGGUAGACUCUGGGCUGGCUCGAGUUCUCACAGCUCUGUCAAAUCCGUUGCUCAAAGCCCUGGUAUUCCAACUCCCGGGUCAAGCCCUUGCAUGGGUGUUACUCGAACGCCAUCGAAACAGAGCAUGGCUUCAACUCUCAACUCUUUAGAGUCAUCGACCUCGGAAGCCAGUACAGCACCGACCGAGGCAUCUACCUUAUCGAGUUCCAACAUUGACAGUGCGACGCCGAAGCCAAAGCCACAUCGUUUACAAACCAGCGACAAGGAUUUGCACUCCCAAAUAGAGGACCUUCUUCUUGCUCUUUCCGAUAUGCAGCGAGAGCAGGCCGCUCUGGCUAAGCGAUUGCAACAAGAACGAGAGGAACGUGAGGAGGAUCAGAUCGUAGCUGCCCAGUUGCUAUCCCAUAUGAAAGAGACUCCAGCCGAGCAACCUGAUCCCAAACUCAUCCUCAAAGCAGAAGAAAGGUUUGCGUCAACGGAGCCACGACGCAUGUCGAUGCUGCAAACCAAACAGCAGCUGCUGGAUGAUGUUGAAAUGUGGAAGAGCAAAUAUGAGCUCGAGUCCACUAGAUGUCAGGGCAUGGGCCGAACCAUUGACGAGCACGAACAAAAAAAUGCCCAGCUAAAGGAACAGCUCAAGGAGGCUCGAAGCAGGGUUCAGGACGCACAUAAAGAAAAGCAGCGCCUUGAACGAACAGUACAGGAGCUUAGAGCAAAGAAACCGCCCCUUUCAAAGUUGCAAACUGAUCGUCCUGAAUCGGUCGGGUCGGGGGAUGACGGGUCCGCAAACGGCCUGCGGGAGUUCAAGCUUGGAAAGGCCAACUCCCCUAAAACCCCAACAUUCUCAAAACGAACAAGCAGCCUGGGAGCUCCCAAGUCCCUUGUUGGCGAUGAGGAAGGGCUGCUCAUUGAGCUUGUUAACGCGAAGACUUCAGAGGCGGUCGCACGACAGGAGCUGGAAGAAAUGAAGGUCAAAUUGGACACUCUCAAACGACUGAUGAGUCGCUCUACGAAUGCAACUUCGCCCGCCUCCACUGCCGGUGACUCCAGCCCCAGCAUACUCGUCACUGCAUCUAAAUCAAGCCCAGACACAACCGCCCCGCCCAAGUCCCAAAAUUCAUCGCCUGUCGGUUUCUUCACCGGAUGGACUAGGCGGACGGCAUCUACCACCAGCGCUGUCAUACCGGACUCCAAGUGA